GUGAAAACGCUCACCAAACUGGGCAGAAAGUUACAACGGUGAUCAAAACUCUGGAUUGAAAGUACCAACCAUCGCUAUCCGGGGGACAGAGAAAUUUCGUAGCCCGUAGCGUGAUGCCGAUCGUUAACAUGCUGAAGCGUGCCUCGAGCUACAUCCUCGGUAGUGACGAUGAUACCGAGGACGGUGCCACGGAGCUAGUGUACGAGGAUAACGAGAUACUGUUCUGCAAGAACAACAUCUGCGUCCAUCCGCCGGCCGUGGUGCGCCAGGAGUCGGACGUCCUGCACUACCCCGGUUACCUGACCGUCACCACGAAGACGUUCAUUGACCAGUACAACAAUGCGAAGCGGCCAACCCUCUUUCUCACCUGGAUCCCGAACUCGACGCUGCGCAAGUGUCCCUCGACGGUGGAGAACAUCGUCCUGAGCCGCAGUAUGACCGGCCCCGGUGGCAUCGGGUUGAGCGAAAGCAAACUGAAGCUUCACCAACAGCAGCUCCUCGCACCAUUGCCGCGGGAAAACGGACUGCACAGGAAACCGGGGGACGCACCGGACAAGCUGGCUUCCGUCGAAGCGGGAGAGAACCCGUUUACGACGACCAUCAAGAUAGCGAAUACCAAUCCGUUUCUCGAACCGUACAACGAGUCGAUCGCCCAGACGGCCACCGGGGACAACAAGUCGAUGAACUGCUCCGACUACUCGGAAACGAUCAGCAUCAGCUCCAGCUCCGAUAAGGCCAGCCUGUGCAACAGCACCGAGUACGAUGGGCGCGAACUGGAGGAACCGGAGGUAGCCGACGACGGGGACGAGGUGGACGACGACGAAGGAUGCGUUAUUCCCACGGAGAUGCACAGUUCCGCAACGGCCGUUGGCGACGAGCUGCUCGGUAGCUCGAUGGAAGAUCAGGAGCUUAAAACGGAACUGCAACCUUUGCUGGAGUCGGAAACGGGUGGCGCGAAGCUGGCCGCUGCGGCCUCGGCCAAACUUCAUCAGCACAUGAAACUGCCGUCGCAAUCGUCGGUCACGUCCGUCAACAUUACGAUCGCCAGUCCGCACAUACAGAACUUGGACAUCUCGCCCCCGGAAGCGGCACUCCCGGCUACGGAGCGCUUCUUGCGUUCACUGUCGAUCACGUCGAGCGACGAAAACAACCCCAACUGGAUGUCGCCGGAGCUGCUCGCCUACAAGCACAAUCUGGCCUUCCCGGAGAGUGCAUCUGCGUCGCCUAUCGUGAGCCGCAAGACACCGCUCAAAUGUCGCCGCUUUUCGGUCGAUCUGAGCCAGAUGAGGGCCCUGCGGCUAUUCUUUAACGACGAGCAGUGCACUUCGGGUCAGCUGGUGAUCGCUUCCCGGGAAUCCCAGUACAAGAUCCUGCACUUUCACCACGGUGGGCUGGACCAUCUGGCGCAAGUUCUCCACCAGUGGCACUGUCUACUGCACAACAUCAAACUAGCCCCCGGGCAGGACGAACCGGCCAACGUGCCGUACCGCCAGUUUAUGGUCUGCCGCCCGGAGGUGCGCAAAGCCGACCUGCAUCCGGAAGAGGGGCGCGUGUCGAAGAUUACGACCGACUACUUCUACGGCACGCUGCUGAACGAGAAGGGCCAGAUCGAGGACGAUCUGCAGCUGCGCAAGUGUGUGUUUUUCGGCGGGCUCGACCGUAGUCUGCGGAAGACGGUGUGGCCCUUUUUGCUUCACUGCUACAGUACCGGCUCGACGUUCGAGGAUCGGGCCGCGCUGGCCGAGAUACGGCGCCAGGAGUACGAGGAGAUCACCCGGCGCCGCCUGUACUCGAUGUCACCGGAAGCGCAGGCCCAGUUCUGGCGCACGGUCCAGUGCGUCAUCGAGAAGGACGUGGUGCGCACGGACCGGGGCAAUCCGUUCUUCGCCGGGGACGAUAACCCCAACAUCGACACGAUGAAGAACAUUCUGCUGAAUUACGCGUUCUACAACCCGGGCAUGUCCUACACGCAGGGAAUGAGCGAUCUACUGGCACCGGUGCUGUGUGAAAUUAAAAGUGAAUCCGAAACGUUCUGGUGCUUUGUCGGGCUGAUGCAGCGCGCCAUCUUCGUUUGCACACCGACGGAUAACGAUAUCGACCGCAAUUUGUGUUAUCUGAGAGAAUUGAUCCGGCUUAUGGUUCCUAGCUUUUACAAGCACCUGCAAAAGCACACCGACGCUAUGGAAUUGCUGUUUUGCCACCGUUGGAUUCUGCUAUGUUUUAAGCGCGAGUUCACCGAAGCGGUCGCCAUACGCAUGUGGGAAGCCUGCUGGUCAAACUAUCUGACCGACUACUUUCACCUUUUCCUUUGCCUGGCCAUUAUUGCCGUGUACGCCGAUGACGUAAUUGCUCAAGAUUUGCGCACCGACGAAAUGCUGCUGCACUUCAGCUCGCUGGCAAUGUACAUGGAUGGACAGGUGAUCUUGCGCAAAGCACGUGGACUACUGCACCAAUUCCGACAGUUCCCGAAGAUCCCCUGCACUUUGUCGGGGCUGUGUAGGCGCUGUGGUCCCGGGAUGUGGGACUCGGGUCAUCAUCCAUCGAUCGAAUGUAUCGGCCAUCUGGAUCACGAGACAUGUGCGCUGGCCAUGGACUAGAACACUCUCGCGUUAGUGCUGUCACCGCUUCAUCACUACCACCGUUGCCUCUCCGACUACGUUACACGCCAGUCUGUGUACUUUCCGCUUCCGCAUAUAGGUUUAGCCGUGCUCACACAUCUGUCGCAACGAUGACCGUUAGGAUGUUUCUUCUUUAAGCCCACAAUCAGCUGCCGUGUUUAGAGAUUCAACCGGGUUUUCUACAUUAAAAUGUAUGUAAAGCUGUCCACAAAAGGAAGAAACAACGAAACAUAGACAAGACAGAUUGAUUCUGCAUUCCAGCAGUGCUAGAGCAGUGAUGGGCUUUACUAUUCGCAAUACAUAGGAUUACGUUGCUUUCUAUUGCUUUCGUAGCUUCGCAGUGUAAAACGGUACGAUGCGAUGAAGGGAAAAUUCAAAUACUGUAGUAUAUUAUUCGCAUAGUAACUACCGAUAUAAUCAAUACCAAAAUUUAUUGAAAGUAACCCAACAACCAACACCUAUUCGACCCGAACGUCCUGCCUUUGCCGCUCUAUAUAACAACUGCCUAGAAAGUGAACAGAAAUUGGUAAGCCUUCCAUCAACUUCUCGUUUGGGCAGAAGUACCAACGAAAGUGCUACAAAAAUUGGCGCCACAGUUAUCGUAAACUAAUGUCACUAAAAUUAUCAACACGACGGAAGGAAUUUGAAAGCGAAGAGGAAUGGAACGUUCGAAGAAGCUUAGCGUAUUUAAACCACACUUAAAUUCUGCAUGUUGAAAGCUCCAAAUAGAAGUAUUAAUAUUUUGUUCACGAAAGCAAGGAUGAACGAUGUAGGGAAACGUAUGAGACGGAUAAACUGUUGUUGAUGUUGAUAUAUAGAUAUAAAUAUUUACAGAACAAAUAGAUAUAACAAAUUUUACAAUCAUUCGAUUGCGCUAUCCACUUUGUGCUCGGCGCAGCCGGAUAUGCUUGAUCGCCGUGGAAAGUGAAAGAAUACUUGCGUUGGCCGAAGAUUUCGAUAACUUCGAAAGAUUUCAAAUGCGAUUGGAAAGACUAAGCGGAAGAGAUUUCCUUUAAAGAAUACCAGCACACGCCAGACCAAGUUUUCGUUCGCGAAUGAGUUGCUUUUUAAAUUCAAUUGAAAGGUUAACAUGACGAAGUAAAUCAUUGAACGUACUGGUUUCUGUUUACAAAGAUUAGUAAACCGCCGAACGGCUAACGCGAAUAUACCGCGAAUGACUCAGAGCGCAGCAUGUACAUAAAAACCAAUCUCAUCCACCACAUUAAAAGCGAACGCGAGUUCGCUGCGAUAGCAAACUAUUAUCGAUGGAUUCGUUGUGACAUAAACGGGAUUGUUUCGGUGAGAUCCCACAGUGCGGAAAGAAGGACGAAGCGGGACGAUUAAUAGCUUGGUACUAUAA
Molecule: messenger RNA, 3978 nt
Organism: Anopheles bellator
Lineage: Eukaryota; Metazoa; Arthropoda; Insecta; Diptera; Culicidae
Gene: TBC1D16
Product: TBC1 domain family member 16
Exons: 7
Coding region: 114-2597 (827 amino acids)
Biological process (GO): activation of GTPase activity
Cellular component (GO): early endosome
Molecular function (GO): GTPase activator activity
Source: RefSeq, a predicted model, not a curated record